Molecule: messenger RNA, 580 nt
Organism: Caenorhabditis elegans
Lineage: Eukaryota; Metazoa; Nematoda; Chromadorea; Rhabditida; Rhabditidae
Gene: blos-9
Product: BLOC-1-related complex subunit 8 homolog
Exons: 4
Coding region: 32-487 (151 amino acids)
Cellular component (GO): lysosomal membrane
Source: RefSeq, marked reviewed
AGAAUCUCAAUUAUUACCUUCAAAACAGAAUAUGCCUGAUCCAUCGUCUACACCGAAUCGGACCCGUGAAAUUGAAAGUCGAUCAAGAAUUAUUUCCGAACGAAUAUGUGAAAGCGUGCGACUACUGGACAACGAACCGUCUCUUGCGCUGUACAGACUUCAAGAACAUACGGUCAGAAGCUUACCAGGACUCGUGAACCGAAGAAUAAUGCUCACUCAACAGUCAGCAACACUUUCUGGAGCUCAAUUCGAUCUGGAAAACACGCUAAGCACAACGACAAGCAUGCAAAAUGCGACGUCAGCAUUUGACAACUGUAUCGAAUUGCUCAGAAAUUGCAUGUUCUAUAAGCAACAAUUGGAUUUCGAUUCAACACGAAAAGCCACGUCAUCAGCGGAAUCUUCAACUGUAAAAGGACGGAGCAAGUCGUUGCACAAUGUGGCAACGCGUGUACACUCUACAGAAGCCUCAACUUCAAAUGAUGCAUAAUAAAUUUAAUAGUUAAAAUUUAUUUUGAUACGUGCUACUUUAUUGAUCUCUUUGUAUUUAUUUGAAAUUUCUAUCUGAAAAUUGUAAUAAAAC